CAGCCUUUCAGCGUUUACCAGUACGAGAGGACUAGGCUUUUUAACACUCUUACGCAAAUUCCUCAAAUAUAUAUUCACCAAUUUGCCUUAUUUAGUCGAAGCGCGUUCAAUCCUCUUCUAUAUAUAAUCUCUCUCAAUUUCCUCAAGUUAUCAUCCUAUAAUGACGACUCACGGCAUCCAUGGUAAUCUUCUCGAAGUCACUGUUGUUAGCUGCAAUAAAUUGAAAGAUACGGAGUGGAUUUCCAGGCAAGAUCCUUACGUUUGUGUUGAAUACGGAAGCAACAGAUCUCGAACACGUACCUGUACAGAUGGAGGCAAGAACCCUACGUUCCAAGAGAAAUUCGUGUAUACACUAAUUGAAGGAUUAAGAGAGUUGAAUGUUAAUGUUUGGAAUAGCAAUACAGUCAAACAUGAUGACUUUAUUGGCAGCGGAAAAGUUCAAUUGGCGAAAGCUCUUUCACAGGGAUUUGAUGAUAGCACUUGGCCAUUGCAAUCCAAAACUGGCAGACAUUCUGGAGAGGUUCGAUUGAUUAUACAUUACACGAAUGCCAAUAAACCAGCAAACAGUCAUGCUUCAGGAGCUCCACAAUAUGGUCAACCACAGCCAUCACUAUACUCUGCACCACCACCACAUCAGCCAUCAGUAUCAUAUCCUCCACAUGCUUCCGGCGGAUAUCCAUAUCCACCAGCCGGAGGUGGUGGUGGUGGUGGUGGUUACCCUGCACCAUCGCCCUACCCCUCAUACCCACCUAAUGCCGCCUAUCCACCCUCUCCAUACCCACCUCAGGCAGCAGCUCCUUAUGCAGCACAACCAUAUCCACCAAAUUCAGCUUACCCUCCUCAACCUUAUGGAUCUUUUUAUCCCCCUGGUCCUCCUUACCCAGGUCAACAUCCUCCACGUUACUGAGAGAGAGAGAGAGAGAGAGAGAGAGAGUAGCUACUGUCCUAUCAUCCAUCAAGUAAUCAUGUAAUGAAAUGUCUAUAAACUUGCUAGAUGUGAUCCAAAUUGUAAAUCUUUUAUUAUAGUGGCUUUGAUCAUUUUCGUAAUAUUUUUAGAAUUUGAGUAUCGAAUUAUGUUUUAAAUAUGGUGUAGUGUUUUGUUUUUUCUUUUGUUUGAUAAUGAUAAAUAUUCUUU
Molecule: messenger RNA, 1135 nt
Organism: Lactuca virosa
Lineage: Eukaryota; Viridiplantae; Streptophyta; Magnoliopsida; Asterales; Asteraceae
Source: the annotation of a GenBank genome assembly